Prinia subflava (tawny-flanked prinia) is the source of this 2139-nucleotide messenger RNA. RefSeq lists its product as uncharacterized. Gene Ontology annotation, biological process: virion assembly. The coding region runs from base 145 to 2133 and encodes 662 amino acids. NCBI's taxonomy places the organism in Eukaryota, Metazoa, Chordata, Aves, Passeriformes, Cisticolidae. Gene Ontology annotation, molecular function: zinc ion binding; nucleic acid binding. The transcript is spliced from 2 exons. The record is from RefSeq and is a predicted model, not a curated record.
CCGGACGACGUGGGACCAGCACGGCGCAGCGGAGACCAGCGCGGCGGAGCGGCGAAGAUCAACGCGCCAGAGCGACGAGGACCAGCGCGCCGAAGACAGCGGGAGGAGACAACGCAGCGAAGCGCCGAGGAAGGGCUCGCAAGGAUGGGUGCGUGCGUGAGUGGUAAGAAAAACCGAGAGGAACACAGAGAACAUGAACCGAGGAGCAUCCCGCCAGGGAGCCCAUUAGGGCAGUUGUUGGAUAAGUGGAAAAGUUGUGAGGACUUAAAGGAGUUAGAUAAGAGAAAGAUGGUGAAUUAUUGCAUGGAAGUGUGGCCGACGUUAGACCUGAUAGGGGGAUGGCCGUGGUGCGGAACAAGAGACAGGUGGAUGUGUACUCAGUUGAGACAGCAUCUAGAGUCACAAAAGUAUGUCGAUGCCGAACAGUUACAGUAUGUUAUCGGUUGGGAGAAGGCCAUGACAAAAGAAAAAGAAGUAAAAAUUUGUAAGUUAAAAGAGAUGGAGGAAGAUAGAGAUGGCAAGGAAGCAGAACCGAAGGUACCCAAGUGGGACCCCCUAGAUUAUUUGCCUCCCCCAAGUUAUCCGAAUCCACAACUGACUCAACCCCCAUCCUCUUUGCCUGCAUCAAUCCUGACUCAACCUGUACCUUCCCCUUCCUCGUCCUCUCUUCCACCAUUGACACCCAUUUCAUCUCCGCCCCUCCCUCCACCCCUGACACCUUCGACCCUACCCGUGCCCGUUUCAAACAAUCCCCAGACCCAACCUAUGCCUCAUCUGUCCUUACCUACUCCAACUCAACUUGGGUCCUCCCCAUUUUUGCCCCCUGUGACUCAACCAAUGCCUCUAUCAUCUCUACCUCCCACCAUUCAACCUGGACUUUCCCGGUCAACACCGUCCCCAACUCAAUCUAGUUCCCUGGUGACUGUACCACUGUCUGUAUCUCCUGGGAUAAAUUCUCCUUACCCUGUCGGAGCACAACACGCCUCGCAGGGGACACCAGCCCCCUCAGAGGUACCGACGCCUCCCGUGAAAUGGGGGGUAGAUUCACUGAAUAGUACCAGCGCCUUCCCAUGUAGUCAGCAGAAUGGAGUUCAGGUCCAUACCCCACAAGCAGAAGAUUACCAGGGAGGUCCAUCAAAGAAUACCCGGUCAAAGGUGAAGCUCUUUCCCCUGAGAGAAGUUCCGAUGGGAGGAAUGAUCGGGGGAGUGGGAUUCGUGAACGCGCCUCUAACGGCGUCUGAAGUAAGGAGCUUCAAGAAGGAGCUUAAGAAUUUGGUUGAAGACCCGGUUGGGGUAUCAAAACAGGUGGAUCAGUUUCUGGGGCCUAAUAUAUACACAUGGGAGGAGAUGAAUUCAAUUCUAGGAAUUCUUUUUGACCCAGAGGAAGUAAGACUAAUAAGAGUGGCAGGGAUAAGAGCCUGGGAAAGGGAUAACCGGAUGGGACCCCCAGGGGAUCACAAACUACCUCUGACAAAUCCGGGGUGGGACCCCAAUGAGGAAAGAGACAGGAGAAAUAUGGAUGACUAUAGGACUCUGAUUAUAAAGGGAAUUAAAGAAGCAGUGCCCCGCAGUAGCAACACCAAGCUGGCAUUUGAUGGAGCCCAGGAAAAAGAGGAGACUCCCUCAGCCUGGCUGAGUAGAUUGCGGCAGAAUUUUCAACAAUAUUCUAGCUUAGACCCCGACAGCUUAGAAGGGCAGACAUUGUUAAAAGUGCAAUUUGUGACAAAGUCUUGGCCUGAUAUUAGAAGGAAGAUAGAGAAAAUGGAAGACUGGCAAGAGAAAGAAAUUAAUGAGUUGUUGAAAGAGGCUCUACGAGUCUACUUGAGGAGAGAUGAAGAGAAAGCUAGAAGCAAGGCGAAAGUGAUGGUUGCGGUUGCCAGAGAGAGUGCAAAGGGAAAUCCAGUAAUGCCGAGGAAGCCGAAUGGAAGUGGGUCACAAGGAAAAGGGAGAAAGGGAGACCUGGCUCCAUGGGAGACACCCCAGAGACCUGGGGAGGGAAGGAAAUGUUUUUAUUGUGGCGAGGUGGGGCACCUAAGAAAGAAUUGUAACAAAGAGUCAUUUGAUGCUGCUAUUGCUAAGGAACAGGACCUUUUGGAAAAGGUAUUAAGAGGAGAUGAUGAUGGUACUGAUUAGGGGUGU